GUGCAGGAGGCCUGGGCCGCCGCGAGGAGCCGCCGCCGGCCGCUGGGCCCCACCGCCGGGCCGCUCGACGACGACGCUCCCGCGGGGGCCCCGCCUGAGGAGGACGCGGCGGCGGCGGCGAGGCCGCGGGAGGCCGCGGAGGAUGGAGGAGCGGAAGGAGGAGGGCGAGGCCGAGAUCCAGGAGCACGGGCCCGAGCACUGGUUCUCCAAGUGGGAGCGGCAGUGCCUGGCCGAGGCCGAGCAGGACGAGCAGCUGCCCCCUGAGCUGCAGGAGGAGGCGGCGGCCGCCGCGCAGCCGGAGCACAAGCAGCAGAAGCUGUGGCACCUCUUCCAGAACUCGGCCACCGCCGUGGCCCAGCUCUACAAAGACCGAGUGUGUCAGCAGCCAGGACUUUCUCUCUGGGUCCCCUUCCAAAACGCAGCCACCGCCGUCACCAACCUCUACAAAGAAAGCGUGGAUACUCAUCAGCGAAGUUUUGAUAUUGGAAUUCAGAUUGGCUAUCAGCGACGCAAUAAGGAUGUGUUGGCUUGGGUUAAAAAGCGCAGAAGAACUAUUCGUAGAGAAGAUUUGAUCAGCUUCCUGUGUGGGAAAGUUCCUCCACCACGAAACUCUAGAGCUCCCCCAAGACUGACUGUAGUGUCCCCUAACCGAGCUACUUCAACGGAAACUAGCUCAUCUGUAGAGACUGAUUUGCAACCCUUCCGGGAAGCCAUAGCUCUGCAUGGUCUUAGUGGUGCAAUGGCUAGUAUAAGCGUGCGUUCGAGUACCCCAGGCUCUCCUACACAUGUAAGCAGUGGAUCGAAUGCUAGUCGAAGGAGAAAUGGACUCCAUGAUGUCGAUUUGAACACUUUCAUAUCAGAAGAAAUGGCCCUCCACUUGGACAAUGGUGGAACUAGAAAGCGUACCUCAGCCCAGUGUGGCGAUGUCAUUACAGACUCACCAACCCAUAAACGCAACAGAAUGAUCUAAACUGCAGACAUUUUCACACCCACCAUGCUGCUUGAAAGCCACUCGAUCCUCAACAUAUACUAUUAUUGCAAAGGAAACAUGAGGCCAUCUUUCCUUGUUCACUGUUUAAGACAAGUGAAUUCUAUAGUGGUUGCCAUAAAAGGAAGCUCUAGGUAUUUCCAAUAGAUGCCUCUUGUAACCAUGGCUUUCCUAAAACUAUAAUCCUAGCAGAGGACAUCAGACAUCGUGUAGUCAUUAGCAAGAUCAUCAUAGGCAAACAUAUAUCCGUUCCAAGGCUAAAAGUGACCUUAACUGUAUUUAUUCUCAAAGGGAAAGGAAAUAUCAGAUGUUUAUUUGGUUAUAGAAUGCUUUUUUCCCCCCUCCUCCCCUUCCCUUCUUCCUUUUUGGUCCAUUUCCUGCUGCGUUGAGUAUUUUGCUCAAACAGUAUUGCCAGGUUCCUAAAAUGAUCUCAAACCCACGAUUUGGCCUCCUCGUCAAAUCGGCAGGCUGCCAGUUUUUGCAGCGGCCCCGUACCACGCCCACGGUCUCUCUCUGGUCAACAGUGUGCAACUUCUAGUGGUUGGACUGUGCCCUGGUUUUAGUUUUCCAAGCAGUUUCUAAUUCUGGUGAUUGUGUGAUGUAAAGAGGUGCUAUGAUGGUCAUGCAAUUAAUACUUAAUAUUGAAUCAAUACACAGAACCUUAUUGGAUUCACUUUGUGUGUGUUAGCGCUCUCAAGGUAGCAAUAUGAUUAUUAAAGUGCCCCCCAGAUUGACCCCGUAGGCUUAAAAUACUUCCGUUUUAAAACAAGUACUACUUCCCAUGCAGGGUACUGUUUCUUAGGGUAAAUGUAAACUCGUAGACUGCAUUCAAGGGGGACGUACAGUAGGGAGGCCAUGAACUUGGAGGAUGGGCUUCCUUUUUGUUCAGUAUUAGCGAGAGGGAGAUGGAUGGUGGGGGAGGGUAGGUAUUCCAGUCCUUCGUGUCCUGUCCUGCAUUUUUCAUGAAUGCCCCGCUUCGCGCAGCUUCCGUUGGGGUUGGUGGAAGAUAACAGUCUUUCAUCUGCCAGCGACGCGAUCGCAACUUAAGUAGCACCUCCCCCACCCCCCCACCCCCGGUCUCCAGUCCCUCCCCCGCUAACCAGUGCAGUUUGGAAUCUCAUUCCGGAAAAGAUGGAAUCGCAUGGAGGCUUCUCUAGAUGUUAGUUUGACCUAAAUAAAGGUUCUGAGUAGAUUCCUCUUUUGAGUCCCUUAUAAGGCCUCUUGUAGCCACAAUGUUUUAGAGCAUGCUUCAUCUGCAUUUUUCAUAUCUUGAACUGAAUGAUAGUCAUUUUUAGAUGAAGAACUGAUGUCAGCCUGCCAGGUACUGUAAUUUAUUCUAUCAUAUUAUUAUAUUAUAUAUCAAGUAGGACAGUGAAAAUGUUUCCUUGCAAACCUGUAGUCCAGUAUCAGUUAACUUCCUGUUUUUAUCCUCAAAAGACCAUUGCAAAUCAGUGUAAGGGUUUUUCCAGUAAUUACUCACAGCACUUUGAUAAAGUUUGCAACUCCUUCAGCCAUUUAAUAAUAUCUUUCUGUGAAGAAACUUUGCUAAGUUAACCAUAAUAUUCAUGGACUGACCGGGUGGGAGGUGAAUGGAUUGUUAGAAACGUGUGAGCUCAAGUUCUGUAUUCAUAUAGAUAACAGCCCUUAUUUAAAAAACAAGAACAAAAAGUCAAUUCCGUACUAAAACUAGGACUGAAAGAGAGGUAUUUCAAAAUUUUUGCAAAAAGUGGAUCAUUCUUUUUUGUUUGAAUAUAAUAGCAGGGAGACUUCUACCUGAAACAGACGAGCCUGUGUAUCACGAAUACUUUAAAGCUUCCUUUUGGAAUAUGCCCAGAAAUGCAUUUGGAAUUACCUUUGUUUUUUUCUAUUGUUGUAAAUUUAGAUUCUGGAAUUGGCGUUUGGUGGAGUGAAGCGUUGCUCACAAGUGGCCAGAACUCCUCUUCUUAAAGGAUUUUGAGAUUGAGGAACACUUGUAUAUCCUCCCCUUUAUGCCUUGGUUCUCUAGUUCUCCUUCCGAAUCGAAUAGCAAUUUUUUAUUUUUGGUUGUUUUUUUUUUUUUUUUGUUUCAUUUUAGUUGGUGCUCUGACACUGAAUCUCAGUACCCUUUACUCUCGAUUGUCAAAUUUUGAUAAAACAUGUGCCAUUUUCUUUGGUAAGAGAAAGCAGGUCUUAAUGUCUGCCAGAAUACGAUUUAUAUGCCUUACUGGCUCCAUUAAACUUUUUAAAAACUUUAGCAUUCGUUACUUUUUUCCACUGCAUUUAAUCUCCAGUGAGAUUGUCAACCUCCUGGUACCUCCCCCGACCCCCGCUCUGUCUUCUCCUCUCUCCCGUGCCCCCUGAGCACAAAAUAACUUCUAAGAAGUCUAGGAGUAGAAAGGGAAACGAUUUCUUAAAGGAAAACGUUCUGACUGCUAGAAUUUUGAAGCCUUCGAUUGUGCCAUUUUAGAUGCAAACAGAUCAUGGCAGAUUGCAUAUCGUGUGGUACUUUUUAAAUGACAUUGGUUUUCUUUUUUUCAGUCUCUUGAGAACAGUGUAGGCUGAAUUUUAAAACCGAACGGUUUACUCUGGGGGAACAGAACCUCCCCUAGAUCCUCGGAUUCUUGUAGACCUCCCGGCUCAUGAGACCUGUUGCUGUCGCCCUCACUUGGCCUGAGUGGGUUGAGUUCAUCCCUACCGUGCAGUGUUCUGAGCAUGGCUGAAGCGUUCACGACUUACUUAUCAUGUUUAGAUUUUAUAGAGCAAAAUUAAUGGAAAGCAUUUGGCUGAAUCUAAAGACCCACAGUCAAAUUCUUCAAUGUGGUUCACCCAACUGGAGUCAUGGUACACACCUUCAAUCAUUCAACGAAUAAAUAAUUUAAAAAUCCAAAAAA
Molecule: messenger RNA, 3858 nt
Organism: Hyaena hyaena (striped hyena)
Lineage: Eukaryota; Metazoa; Chordata; Mammalia; Carnivora; Hyaenidae
Gene: HAPSTR1
Product: chromosome unknown C16orf72 homolog
Exons: 4
Coding region: 143-970 (275 amino acids)
Source: RefSeq, a predicted model, not a curated record